Messenger RNA from Saccostrea cuccullata (small rock oyster), 1595 nucleotides. RefSeq lists its product as uncharacterized. Lineage: Eukaryota; Metazoa; Mollusca; Bivalvia; Ostreida; Ostreidae. Bases 83 to 1528 code for a protein of 481 amino acids. The record is from RefSeq and is a predicted model, not a curated record. The transcript has 4 exons.
CCGAUCCAUUUUGCAUCGAUAAGCCCCGCCCACCUUAGUGACGUCUUAGCUACGCUUCCGGGUCGGACAUUCCAUAGUAAACAUGGCGGGUGAAAUCAACUUAGAUUUCAUCCCGUCGGACAUUUCACUCGAUUAUUUUAAAAAUAUUGUAUUGUCAAAACGUUCUAAAGAAAGGGGUUAUAAUUUCUUUAUCAAUGGCUACAUAAAUGCGUUGAAACUUUUCAAAUCUAAUGACACUUCAGUAGAUAUAUCCGCAAAAUGCUUUCGCUCAAUGCGUAAAAGUGAAGCCCCGCACAAGAUCAACAUGACGAUUACAACUUCGGCAAUCACAGAGAGUCUCUGUACCUGUAAGGCUGGAAUAAGUGGUACUUGUUCCCGUGCAGUUGGUGUACUGUACACCAUUGUACAUUAUAAAAACAUGGGCUUGACAGAAGUGCCAUCUGCAUUGGCGUGCACUAGUCUGCCACAGCAGUGGCACAAACCUAGAGGUCCAAAGAUACUUCCUGAGCCUGUGUCAGCUAUGGUAUUUGCCAAACCAAAACAAACACCCCGUAAAAAGAGGCCAGUCCAUAGCACCAUGCCCAAGAUGAGCAUUCCAAGCAUUGACUUUAAAGAAAUAAAGAAACUGAAGACAGAUCCUUCUGCUGAGGGCACACCCCUGUCAUACUUACUACAGGAAGAACUUCAUCUUACACAGACACCUCUGGGUGAUGUACAGCAGGGAUCAAUGCUCCCAUAUCAGUUGAAAAACUACAAGACCAUUCCGUCCAUUGAAAAUGGGACUUGUGGAAAUACUGUUUUCCCAUUGGACAGUGAGGUUCCAUUUGAAAUAAACACAAAAUUUAAAGAACUUAAUCAACUUUACAACACAACACAAGAGGAAGCUGUAAGGAUAGAAAGGUCAACUGUCCAUCAGUCAAAGAAUGAGGUUUGGUUUGCAGAUAGAAAGACGCGUGUGACUGCAUCCCAAUUCCAUAAAAUAUGCAAGAGGAAAAAAGAUAUAACGGACAGUUUUGUUUGCAAUAUAUUUAAUCAGAAAUCUUUCAGUUCAGAAGCUACCUCUUAUGGGAAAUGUCAUGAAAAUGUUGCCAAACAAAAAUUAAUGGAGAGGCAUCAAAAUAUUCACAUUCACGACUGUGGGUUAGUUAUAAAUCCUUUGUUUUCAUUCCUAGCUGCUACCCCUGAUGGUAAAAUUUGUUUGGAUGGUCAAACUGGAGUUUUAGAGAUAAAAUGUCCAUUUUCUGUGAGAAACCUUCUCAUUUCAGAAGCUGUACAAUUGCCAAAUUUUUGCCUACAGGCAUCUGGUGACUCUUACCAAUUGAAAAAAAAUCAUGAUUAUUUUUUCCAAAUCCAGGGCCAAUUAAUGGUGACAGGUACAUCUUUCUGUAUAUUUGUUGUCUAUACUAAGAAAGAUUUAUUUAUUGAAAAAAUACCAAGAGAUCCUAGUUUCAUGAAAGAGAUGUUUGACAAACUUGCUAACUUCUUCCUGGAGCAUGCUUUGAGUAAAGUAGAUUGUGCAUCAGCUUGAUAGUUCAUCUCAAUGUUGCAUAAAGAUUCAUUGAUUCUGAUGUAUGUAUCAAUUAUAAAGAAAUGAU